Molecule: messenger RNA, 1064 nt
Organism: Juglans regia (Persian walnut)
Lineage: Eukaryota; Viridiplantae; Streptophyta; Magnoliopsida; Fagales; Juglandaceae
Product: pirin-like protein
Exons: 6
Coding region: 59-967 (302 amino acids)
Source: RefSeq, a predicted model, not a curated record
CUUGCUCACAUUUGAACUUUAAAGCGGUCUAUAUCUGUAAGCUGAUACAUAUAGAAAAAUGACCAACAGUACUGAAAGUUCUAGAGUUCUCAAAGAACCACGUCUUGUGGAGAGGAAGUUUUUGGCCAGACCACAACAUGAAGGAGCUGGGGCUAUCGUUAGAAGGAGCGUAGGAAGGUUUGAGUUGAAAUACUUUGAUCCUUUUCUUCUUCUGGAUGAAUUCUCUGUUACUGCUCCUGCUGGAUUUCCUGAUCAUCCCCAUAGAGGAUUUGAGACUGUGACCUAUAUGCUGCAGGGAUCUGUCACACAUGAAGAUUUUGAUGGACAUAAGGGGACCAUAGGAGUCGGUGACUUACAAUGGAUGACUGCAGGAAGAGGGAUUGUUCACUCAGAAAUGCCUGCUCCCCAGGGAACUCAAAAGGGGUUACAGUUGUGGAUCAACCUCUCCUCCAAGCAUAAAAUGAUUGAACCAAGGUAUCAAGAAAUACAGAGCAAAAACGUUUCAGAAGCUGUCAAAGAUGGAAUCAAAGUUAGAGUCAUAGCUGGAGAGGCCCUGGGAACUAAGUCACCAAUCUACACAAGGACCCCAACAAUGUACUUGGACUUCACUCUCAAACCAGGAGCUCAUCUUCAACAACCAAUACCAAUAUCAUGGAAUGCAUUUGUAUAUAUCUUAGAAGGCGAAGGCAUCUUUGACAGUCUAAAAUCUUUGCCUGCCUCGGCCCACCACCUUCUGCUUCUGGGCGAUGGGGAUGGCUUGGAGGCAUGGAACAAGUCCUCCAAACCCCUCAGGUUCAUCUUAGUUGGGGGUGAACCGUUGGGUGAGCCUGUGGUGCAGUUUGGACCCUUUGUAAUGAAUAACCAAGAAGAGAUUGACCAAACCAUAGAGGACUUUGAGAACUGCAUCAAUGGAUUUGAGAAAGCAAGGCAUUGGAAAUCAGAAAGCUCCCUUAGUCUUGAUAUAUAAAUUACCUCUCAUGUAUGUAUGUAUGUAUGUAUGUAUUUAUCUUACGAUUCAGUCAAGUUUUCCAACAUUUAUUAAUAUAAGGUGAUCAUUUUCUUUC